CACACACUAGGUCGAGUAUUCGUUCGCUGGCGUCACAGCGGUGUGAGUGUACUGAAACUGCCGGCGUCGUGUUCUGCGUGUAUGUGCGCGCGUGUGUAUAGCAGCAGAACUGAAAUUGAGAGCUGGUGGCGCUUUGCUGCAGUAUUUAUUAUAGACCGCAAGCAGGGUGUCGUGAAGCAAGCACACGUACGCGAACGCGCACUGCGGCGGCUGCUGCUGCUGCUGGUUGCUGCCUGACGGAACCUACAUACAUGAUACGAGAGACUUGCGCGCGAAUCGUUGCGCUGGCUCCUUUCUUCUCGGUCACGAUCUGUCUGCGAUCGAUCCCAGCGUGCAGCGCGCGCGACGUCAGUGCGCAUGCGUAUCGCAGUGUUUAGCCGUGGCCCCAUUCAGUAGCAGCUCAGCAGCACGAGUGCGGCUUUGAAGUUACUUGCCAAACGGCUAACGUUCGCGACACCGCAUACAGCCAGCGCCUAUAUCCAAGCACUACGCUCGUUCGCGGGGGUAACCGCUACGGCACGGCCAUGGCAGACGCGAAGUACAGGGAUUUGAUUCUGGACACCAUUGAUCAGCUGCGCAAGAGGAAGGCGCGGCCUGAUCUGGAGCGCAUCUCUCACAUGCUCGAUCGUAGACAUGGCGUUAGCGCAUCCGAGGUGGAGACCGAUCUCGAGAAACUUGUCGACGGAGAAAUCGUCAUCAAGGUCGACUACAAGGGCAGCACGAGCUACCGCAACGCCGCCAAGUGGCGCCGAAGUCAUCUCGGCGGUCACGUGCUUAACUCGAGCGACACGAGUCUCUUCAUCGGCAACAUCAUCGCCACCCUCUGCGGCGACAGUGGCGACAGGGAGCAAGGUGUGAGCAUACACGACGUGGAGAAGUACGUCGGGACGGAGAAACCUGACAGCGACCUCUGUACUAAGGGUCGGCUGCUCGUCGCUCUGCAGCGGGAGGUGGACGUCGGAGCUCUGAAGCGACUCCCGAAUGGCAACUACGCGCGUGGCAACCCUGCCGACGUGAAGAAGGCGAGUAAGUUGCACGGCAAGGGCUUGGGUCACGGCAAGGCUGGCGGACCGGGACAGGGAAAGUCGAGCGGCGGACCGGGCAAGGCCGGCAGCACGCCCGGACGGAAAGCAGGUCAAACGGCAAAGCGUAAG
Molecule: messenger RNA, 1154 nt
Organism: Priapulus caudatus
Lineage: Eukaryota; Metazoa; Priapulida; Priapulimorpha; Priapulimorphida; Priapulidae
Exons: 1
Molecular function (GO): DNA binding
Source: RefSeq, a predicted model, not a curated record